Molecule: messenger RNA, 828 nt
Organism: [Torrubiella] hemipterigena
Lineage: Eukaryota; Fungi; Ascomycota; Sordariomycetes; Hypocreales; Clavicipitaceae
Source: the annotation of a GenBank genome assembly
AUGUCUCCGAGUGCCUCCAGCGAAAGCGAGAAUGGCUCCUACGCCAAAUCCAAACUCAAUAGCGUUAACAGAUACCGUGGUCGAGGCCAAUAUGAAUACCAACAAGUCUAUCCUAUCUUUGACGAGACACCCGUCGUCCAUGUUGCCUUUCAAACCUCUCCUGACCAGGACAACUUUGGGUUUCCCGUCAUCUUGCCCAUGUUAGGCUGUACCGGUAUCUUUGGACAAGAGGAUGUCACAGAGGACGAAGAUGAUGGGCGCCGAUACAUCUACCUCCAUGGAUAUGUGUCGGCCCGCAUCAUGAGAUUGUCCAAAGCGGGCACCAAUGAUGAACCGUCAGGUAUUCCUGUUUGUGUUUCCGCCACACUUAUGGACGGCAUUGUCUUGGCCUUGACGCCCAAUCACCAUAGCUGCAACUACCGCUCUGCAGUAGCAUUUGGCCAUGCGCAAGUGGUCGAAGACGAGGCGGAGCGGCUCUACGCCAUGGAACUCAUCACCAAUAACUUGGUCCCCGAGCGUUGGCAGCACACACGCUACCCAAACAAGACUGAACUAAAAAGCACCGGGAUUCUGCGUGUCGAGAUUCACUCGGCCAGCGCAAAGGUCCGCACGGGCUCUACUGGUGAGGCGAAGGAAGAUAUUGCCGAUGAAGAGAUGAGGCGCAAUGUAUGGGCCGGUGUGGUUCCAACUAGGACAGUGUAUGGCACACCAAUGCCUGCGCCGACGAAUUUGUUUCCUGGGGUUCCUGGGUACUUGGAAGAUUGGAUCCGUGAACGCAAUGAAACCUCGCUGCAGUAUACUUUGGACGCUGGUGCGGCCUCCAAGUAG